UCCUCCUUCCUCUGCAGACUAGCCACUCCUCCUUCCUCUCUCCCAGCCUGCUGACGAGAAAAGCUCUCAGCUGGUGUGACGGCGGGUUAUGAAAGAGCAGAGCGGCAGGUGAGCGUGUGUGCAGCUGGACGGAGACUCGGUGAGGCGAUGCAGUUCGGCUGGAGGAUCGCCGUGAUGCUGCUGCUGCUGCCAGCUGUGUGUGAGGCUCAGAGCGGAGAUGGAGACACCGACAUGGAGCCCAGAAUCAGCUGCACAUCUCACAUCAUGGUAGAAAGAUGCAAUUUGACCUGCAAGCUGGCUGAAGGCAGAAAUGAUGACGAGGACGAUGAAGACGGUGGAGGUGAUGGAGGCGACAGCAUUGAGAGGAUGACCCUGUGCUACCUUGAUUAUGACAUCAGCGUAAAGAAGAAGUGCUUGGAGACAUCCAGUGACACAUUCAGCUCCCCAGACCUGAAGCCCUUGUCGGAACUCAGUCUGACCGUCCAGUUAAAGAGUGGUGUCAACAUUUCACAAACACUCUACCUGAAGAACAUAGUUAAACCAAUGAGUCCUCAGGUGUUUAACAUCACCUUCCAAGAAGAGUCUAACGAGGCUAAGAUUUGGAUUCAGAUUCCGUACCACAAAGACUACCUGAAAGUGGACAACCAGGAAUUCCAGUUUAGGAUCGAGACAGCUGAGAAAACCCUGACUGAGAACACCUCAUCCCAGGACUUCAUAAAAAUUAACUUUGAACCCUUUGAAAAAGGCUCAAAGUGUUCCGUUAAAGUGCGAGCGCGAACACUCCCAAAGACUUUUCAGGGCACGUGGAGCGAGUGGAGUGAAACGUUCACUUUCCUUACCCCUGAAAACCCCCAGAAGCAGACCAGUGGAGUACAGGUGGAAGUGUACCAAGUCGGAGUGUGUCUGGUCUCUGUGCUGGUGGUGACCUUUAGUAUCAUCGUCCUCUGGAAAAACAAGAUAUUUACCUACAUGUGGCCAAGCAUCCCGCAUCCUAAACAGACUCUGGUGCAGAUCUGCAAGCCAAACAAUCCUCUGUUGCUGACCUUCAGACCUGAGGUGUUCAGUGAUCUCAAAGUCUACCCUGUGAAGACGACAGCAUGUGAGGAAACAGAGCCUGCGAUCAGUCCUGCAUCUGCUGCUGCUUACAGCGCUCAGUCGAGGGAACCUUGCUCCACCGAGAGCUCAGAUUGCAGGAGUACUGCCAGCGCCAGCACCGAGGAGCUGGAGAUCUCUGCCUUGUUGAGCAGGAGCUCGUCUGAAGCAGAGGACAGCCUGUCGAGCAGCAGUCCGUCCCCCGUUCACAUCCUCCAGCUUGGGGAGAGACCCGAGCAGCCUGAGCAACAAGUUGAAGGCAAUGAGUUUGAGGUGUUUGGAGUGAAUCGGCAGGAGGAGGCUUACGUCACCAUGUCCAGCUUCUAUAAGAUCAAGUAGGUGAUGCAUUGGUGAGCUAACAGGAUCAGAGACUGUACUUAUCAAACUUCAGGAUGCUCUAAAGCAAAGAGCUUCCAACUUCGCGAGGUCUUCAGAACAAAGUGAAAGAACAGGAAGACAAACAUGCUGCCUUUUAGUCCGGAUGUGCCUAUCUACCACUUAUAUUUUACCUGGAUUUCAAUGACACUGGACCUCUGUCCAGAGGAUGAAACCUCUGGCAUUCAUUACCAAAAGAAAAAUCACUGAAUGGAGUGCUGAAGUUUGUUUCACUUUACAGAAAUCAAGCUUUUACUGGUGAAGCAUCUCAUCUGGAUUCCCAUUUGCGCAUAAACCUAGGAGGAUAAAUUCCUUCAAGUUUUGUGAUCCUUUGACAUUUAUUUUAACUCCAUCUUGGCAUUUUGUAGCAAAUAUACACAAGAAUUACUCAGUUUCUGCUAUGACGUUUGGUUCAGACAUUCCCAUCAGGAUGAACUGUGAUAACAUUUAUUAAUUUCACACCAUCGUCAUUCAUUAUGUUACACAUCCAUCACUUCGUCUCAGCUGCACUCUGAGUUUAGCAGAGUUUUUUAAGCAUAGCAGCCUCAACAAGCUGCUAACAUGAGUGGAGACUCUUAUUCCCCAUUGCCACUAAAGUGGAAUGGGUUCUUUUUCUGAUUUAUGAACAUAUUUUUGCAUCUUUUGCACCAGCAUUUUAACUCAAAAUAAAUCGGCUCAUCUUUGUAUAGAAGCUGGCUCCCAGCUGGGACUUUAGAAAAAGGUUUUGAAGUGCUAGCCGUGAUAGGAUUAGCGGGAGUGUCACAUUUUACAGGCUGUAAAGCGAGAAUAGACAACACCUUAUGUUAGAACCCUUAAAUCCUUAGUUGGAAAUUCAAUUCAGUUUUAUUUAUAUAGUGCCAAAUCACAACCUUAAGAUCACCUGAAGGUGUUUAAUAUUGUAAUGUAAAGGCCCUACAAUGGUACAGAAAAAAACAACAACAAUCAAACAACCCUAUGAGCAGGCAUUUGGUGACAGUGGGAAGAAAACCUCCCUUUUCAUAAGAGGGAACCUCAGCAGAAUCAGGCUCAAGUGCCGCCAUCUGCUGCGACCGGUUGGGGGUGAGGGGAGUCUCCAUCAGUGACUCUUUUCAAAAAAUUCACCAACGUGUAAAUUUGUACUCACUUUGGUGUUUCUCUCUGUUCCUGAGUCAUUUUCUUGGACAGUCAGCCAUCAACAAGCUUGCUAAGAAAAAAACAGAAAAAAAUUCGUUUUAUGCAGUGGAGCUGCUCGAAGCUCAUAUUCAAAGACAGCAAAACAUAGCGUGUGGUUAAUUUUUGUGACUCAUAAACCAAAAAACAUUUGAGACAACUAAAGUAACGAUGUGUUACACGUUAUUCUACCAACAUGAACUUAGUUUGUCUCUGCUCAUUUAUAAUCAGUUUUAUUUUAAUAUGUUUAGUCACUGCUGUUAUUUUGAAAGACUUCAUUGUGAUCAAGGAAAUCUCGGCAGAAAUGUGAUAAAUUGGCUGUUAUUCUUGUGCUUGUACCAACAGAUUUAUUUAGCUUUAAUCUUUCACUUGAACCCAAAAUGUAGCUUUGAGUAGAGCAGGCUGUUGACCUGCAGCUCUGAAAUAUAGGAUUUAUUUUGUUGCUUUGAGGCCAACUGUGUUUUCAUACAUGUUUUUACUGACAUACCUCCACAUGUAGUCAUUUGUCGUUGGAGGAAUCAUAUAUACCUGUGUUUUUGCCUGUUUUACUACAUAUCAUAGAAUAGUAGUUUUCAGAUAAAACUACCUCCCAGGCAGCCCAGCGUCUAAAUGAUCACUUCAUCUUUUAAUUCAGCAUUAUGGAUCGUGUUGGCUGCCUGGGAGGUGGUGAACAGCUUCAGUUGACAGAUGAAUGACAAAUGAAAGUUAACUUGAUAUUUAAGAGUGUGGCUCACCUAAAGAAACCCUUUAAACCUCUAAAGUACAUCUAUAUUGACCCAGUGUACUACCUAAAUGGCCAAAACACCCAAAUGAAAGAGCCUUCAAAGCACCUAACUGGUUGCUAGAUCAAAGCUCCUACUUUACCCAUCUAAAGGGCCACAAGAAAUAACUAAAAUAUUACUAGAAGCUCGUACUGGAGGCCAUUAAAACCACAUAAAACAUCCCUGAUACCUCCUGUGUAACCACAAUCCCCGUAAAUGAACCUGAGUACAUUCUCAGUGUCCAAAAGGAGCCACUACAAUUAACCAAGGAACCACAAAGAGACCUAUAGAGCCCUAUAAAGAAGAACCACCUAAACGAUCUGUGGAACAUUUUUAUCGGUUAAAAGGACCUGUAAGAUCUCUACAACCUAAACUUUGAGUCACAUGACCACAACCUGAAGGACUCUUGGGACCUGCUUUUUAUUCUCCAGGUGUUGUAGAAAUGAAUUUAAUUAAACUCCGGCUCAUGGAUUUACUCAUAAAUUCUCAGUGCUCCACCUCACAAAAACCACAGUCUGGUAUAAGAAGACCUGCAUAUCAGAUUUUUCAGUUUGUCACCAUCUGUGUUUUAUUUUUUUCUCAUUCCUGAACCAAAAGAUUGAACAACAUCAGUGAGGUCAUUUAAAGCUGCUUGUAUUUAAACUCAUCUGCACUUCAACUCUUUGGGAACUAAAACUCAUGCUGCAGCGUUCACCAUGCAGGUCAAACAGGAUCACAUGUAAAGCCUCCUAAAGCUCGUCUGAAUCACAGUACAACACCCAAAGCUGAGGGUUACUUAGAAGUUACCAUGUUUUUGAAGGAAAAGCUAAUUUGCUUUAAUUUAUAGUUAAAGUGAACAUAAAUAAUAACUAACUAAAUCAUGAAACGUAAAUUUGUCUUGGAAUAUCUACAUCAGACACAAGAAUGAAGAAGUUUAUCACAUUAAAAGGCUGACUCAUUGUUAGAAAAACCCUCCAAUCAUGUUAGUAAAGGUGCUGUACUAAUUAAGUAGUUACACACUGGCAAUCUCCUGACAUCUUCAGGCCACUAGGCAAAAAUGUGCAUACUCACUUGUUUGGCAAGUGGUUGCUAGCUGUUGCUGGGUGAAAUCAACUGCAUGGUUGCACUAUGUCAUUGCUUUGGUCACUAGCAGGCUGCUACGGUCGCCUGCAGUUUGCAUGGAAGACACAGACUUGUCUGCAAACACUUUUCAACUGCUUUCUGAGUGGAAAUGAAAAUGAAGUCAGACACAAACUGCAAACGGUGAAUGUUUGAAUUCAGAGUAAAAGUUGUGCCUCAAUUAACACAUUUCAAAAGGCACAUCUUUUAUUUUGAAGGGAAACUUGCUCUGUUUCCAGUUUGUGUCUGACUUUUUUACAGUUUUACUUCCACUCGGCAAGUAGUUAGUAAAUGUUUGCAGAGAAGUCAGCAGCCUCCAUGCAAAGUGAGGCGGCCGCGAUAAUCUGCAAGUGACCAAAGCCACAGUCACAAUCAGCAACCUUCAGCAGCUGCUCACCAACCGGGCAGGAAAUACACACUUUUCACCAGCAGCCGCUGGUUGACAGUGAGUCACUCACUGGUCUCUAGGCCUGUAUGACUGUGGCUUUAGUUUCAGAGCAACUGCCAGCAACCAACAGCAACCACUUGCCAGCCGGCUGGGGAAUACACCUUUUUCUCCUAGCAACCCGUGGUUGCCGGGGGCCGGCCACCGACCGGUCUUAGCAGUGCUCUCUUGAGAGUAAUACACACCAGUGUUAUUUUGUUUGUUUUCUUCUUGUGGCUGCAAGGCAUCAUCUUCAUUUCUUAGAACACGAACACAGCCUGAACACCACAGCCAUUUUAAAGCUUCACAUCUACACAGAAAUUCUCCAGAGAUGCAACUCGCCAGAUUUAGUACACCUAUAAUCAGUAUAGCAGUUUUUAGGUGUGCCAUCAUGGUGGGAAAAGGUUUUUCUAAUAAUCAAUAAGCCUCUUAAUAUUAUCAAACUCCAUUCGAGAACAUCACGUACCAUUAGAAAAUAGAUGAUUGCUUUACAUGGGCCUCUUUACACAUACAUAGAUAUUCCAUUAAAAGAAUGAUUAGUUAGAUAGCAAUCACUUAAUUAAUCAUUAUUUCUAUUUAACAUCCAUUUAUGACUCUCUCAAUCAGCUUUUCCUUCUGAAAACAUGACAUUUCAAAGUGAUCUCCAACUUCUGAGCAGUCGUGUACGUCAAGUCCACGCACGCUCAGCUGUCUGUAGGCGGGUUGUGGAUGCGUUGCUGUAGCAACUGUUUCUGUUUGUAGUCAUGGAGAUGCUAAACCCAAUGCUGCUGCUUCAAUAUCUGACACAACCGACCUCACAAUGGCUGAAACAAAAACAGGAAUGUACGCUUUGUACUCAGAAACAAGAAGUCUGUAAUCUGUACUAAAUACAACGUAAAUACUUUAUGGAAAUGUCUAAAUGUACUUGUGUUGAUGUAAUGUGGAAUUGUUUUUAUUUAAUCACAAUGCAUAUCAGUGUAUAUUGUAAUAAAGUGGAAAAUGAAA
This is a messenger RNA of Oreochromis niloticus (Nile tilapia), 5883 nucleotides long. It is a transcript of the gene il7r, whose product is annotated as interleukin 7 receptor. Gene Ontology annotation, molecular function: protein binding; cytokine receptor activity. Lineage: Eukaryota; Metazoa; Chordata; Actinopteri; Cichliformes; Cichlidae. Gene Ontology annotation, cellular component: external side of plasma membrane; membrane. Gene Ontology annotation, biological process: hemopoiesis; positive regulation of receptor signaling pathway via JAK-STAT; cytokine-mediated signaling pathway. Bases 148 to 1431 code for a protein of 427 amino acids. The record is from RefSeq and is a predicted model, not a curated record. The transcript is spliced from 8 exons.